Molecule: messenger RNA, 513 nt
Organism: Phaethon lepturus (White-tailed tropicbird)
Lineage: Eukaryota; Metazoa; Chordata; Aves; Phaethontiformes; Phaethontidae
Gene: STMP1
Product: chromosome unknown open reading frame, human C7orf73
Exons: 2
Source: RefSeq, a predicted model, not a curated record
CUUGGUUUUACUCUUGGCAAUGUGGUUGGGAUGUAUCUGGCUCAGAACUAUGAUAUUCCUAACAUCGCAAAGAAGCUUGAAGAUUUUAAGAAGGAUGUGGAAGCUAAGAAGAAACCUCCCAGCGACAAGUCCUAAGAGAGCAAUGUUACCCAGGUCACCUCUGUGCAUGCAUCAAGGAUGCCAUUUGCCUUUCAGGCAACAAAGGUCAAGUAGAGGGUUGGCAUGGGACAUUCUUCCACUUUUAAGUCUCCUAGAACUGUAAUGUCCUUCUUUUGAAUGAACAGCCAUGAACUUUACCUGGGACUGAUUUUCAAGGGUUUCAGAAUUUGGAUUUGUAUAUGCGACUGGAUAAGGUCGUUUGUAUUUUUAGUUAUUGCUUUGCCUAAUAUUUUGUAACCCAUUUUCACCCGAUCAAGCUGGAGUCCUGUUAGUCCUGUUAUUAUGCGUACCUCACACUUUGUAAUACCCUAGUUCUUAGAACAUAGCAAAAGAAAUUAAAUGCAUCAAGAAGUA